Messenger RNA from Carlito syrichta (Philippine tarsier), 2332 nucleotides. RefSeq names its product SUMO1/sentrin specific peptidase 6 (gene SENP6). Gene Ontology annotation, molecular function: SUMO-specific endopeptidase activity. The transcript is spliced from 13 exons. Gene Ontology annotation, biological process: protein desumoylation; regulation of kinetochore assembly; regulation of spindle assembly. The record is from RefSeq and is a predicted model, not a curated record. Gene Ontology annotation, cellular component: nucleus; cytoplasm. Lineage: Eukaryota; Metazoa; Chordata; Mammalia; Primates; Tarsiidae. Bases 222 to 2006 code for a protein of 594 amino acids.
GUAUGUGUAGCAAACUCUUUAUAUGUCUAUGACCAAUACUAAUUCAUCUUAUUUUUUAGUUUUCUUUAGAUUUUAUCAAGAUACAGCUAGACGAACCAGAUCGUGAUCCUCUAGAGAUUAUUUUGAAUACCUCUGAUCUAACGAAAUGUGAAUGGUGUAAUGUCCGAAAACUGCCAGUAGUGUUUCUUCAGGCUACACCAGCAGUUUAUCAAAAGCUAAGCAUGCAACUGCAAAUAAAUAAGGAGGACAAAGUUUCGAAUGAUUGUAAAGGAAUAAAUAAGCUAACAAAUUUGGAAGAACAGUAUAUAAUUUUAAUCUUUCAAAAUGGCCUUGAUCCUCAAGCAAAUAUGGUAUUUGAGAGUAUCAUUAAUGACAUUGGUGUAAAGAAUAACAUUUCCAGUUUUUUUGCGAAAAUUCCCUUUGAUGAAGCCAAUAGCAGACUUGUUGCCUGUACAAGAACCUAUGAAGAAAGCAUCAAAGGAAGUUGUGUGCAAAAAGAAAACAAAAUUAAACCUGUAUCCUUUGAAUCUAAAAUACAACUCAGAAGCAAACAGGAAUUCCAGUUUUUUGAUGAUGAAGACGAAACUGGAGAGAACCACAUGAUCUUCAUUGGCCCAGUAGAAAAGUUGAUAGUAUAUCCACCACCUCCAGCCAAGGGAGGCAUCUCUGUUACUAAUGAGGACCUGCACUGUCUAAAUGAAGGAGAAUUUUUAAAUGAUGUUAUUAUAGACUUUUAUUUGAAAUAUUUGGUGCUUGAAAAACUGAAGAAAGAAGAUGCCGACCGAAUUCAUAUAUUCAGUUCUUUUUUCUAUAAACGCCUUAAUCAGAGAGAAAGGAGAAAUCAUGAAACAACUAAUCUGUCAAUACAGCAGAAGCGACAUGGGAGAGUAAAAACAUGGACCCGGCAUGUAGAUAUUUUUGAGAAGGAUUUUAUUUUUGUACCCCUUAAUGAAGCUGCACACUGGUUUUUGGCUGUUGUUUGUUUCCCUGGUUUGGAAAAACCAAAGUAUGAACCUAAUCCUCAUUACCAUGAAAAUGCAGUCGUACAAAAGUGUUCAGCUGUAGAGGACCGUUGUAUUUCUUCUCCUCCAGCCAGUGAAAUGGACAGUGGUUCACAAAACUCUUCAGCCAAGCCUGUAAUUAAGAAGAUGCUAAAUAAGAAACAUUGCAUAGCUGUAACUGAUUCGAUCGCGGGACAGGAAGAAAGUGACCCUUGUUAUCGGAGAAGCAUAUGCAGUGUGAAAUGCGGUGUGAAAAAAACAAAUCACACUGCAAGUGAAAACGAAGAAUUGAAUAAGGGAGACACUGCAUGCCAGAAAGUUGUUGAUAGGACUAAACGUGAGAAUGGUCCACAGAAUGAAGGUUUAAGCUCUGCACACCAUACAGAUGGCUUAAGCAAAAUCAGACUAAGCUAUGGUGAUGAAUCAGCUGAAGGUGGUAAAAUGCUUGAAGAAGAACUCAUCGACUUCUCAGAAGAUCAGGAUAAUCAGGAUGAUAGCAGUGAUGAUGGAUUCCUUGCCGAUGAUAACUGCAACUCAGAAAUAGGACAGUGGCAUUUAAAGCCCACUAUCUGCAAACAACCUUGUAUCCUGCUUAUGGACUCGCUCAGAGGCCCUUCUCGAUCGAAUGUUGUCAAGAUUUUAAGAGAGUAUCUGGAAGUGGAAUGGGAAGUUAAGAAAGGAAGCAAAAGAAGUUUUUCCAAAGAUGCUAUGAAGGGCUCUAACCCAAAAGUGCCCCAGCAGAACAACUUUAGCGACUGUGGCGUGUACGUGCUGCAGUAUGUGGAGAGCUUUUUUGAGAAUCCAGUUCUCAAUUUUGAACUACCUAUGAACUUGACAAACUGGUUUCCUCCCCCAAGGAUGAGAACGAAAAGAGAAGAAAUUCGAAACAUAAUUCUGAAGCUGCAGGAAGAGCAGAGCAAAGAGAAAAGGCAGCAAAAGGACACUGGCUCAGCAGAAGUACCUCUAGGCGAGGGGACUGAACAAGCCAGCAGUGUCUCGGAUUGACUGUGUCUGUGGCUUGUCGGGCCUGCCUGCAAACGCGAAAUGAGUUUCCACUUUGGAUAUAUACAGUACGGAACUGAAGUGCUCACCACUCAGAGUGACUUGGAAGUUUUAAUGCUUGUAUAAAUGUCAUAUAACUGAUUUCCAAAGGAGUAUGUAUUAAGUAAAAGUCUGUAAAUAUGUUAAUGAGGCCAAUUUUUUCAGCAUUUAUAAUUAUUUUUUUCACUUGUUAGGAAGCUUUUGUUAUGUAUUUUCUGUUAAUAGUACUUAAAAUUGCAACUUCUAAACACAAAAUAAAUAAAAAGAAAAUAUUUAUAGGAGGAAAUGAA